Molecule: messenger RNA, 1398 nt
Organism: Triticum turgidum subsp. durum (durum wheat)
Lineage: Eukaryota; Viridiplantae; Streptophyta; Magnoliopsida; Poales; Poaceae
Source: the annotation of a GenBank genome assembly
AUGGCUCGCGGGCUCGCGGCUCUGCUGCUGCUGGUGAUAGCGGCGUCGGUGUCAUUGGCGGCCGCCGCCCCGGCCGAUCAGGAGGGCGACCGGAUCCGGGAGCUCCCGGGGCAGCCGCCCGACGUGGGCUUCUCGCAGUACUCGGGCUACGUCACCGUCAACCAGGCCCGCGGCCGCGCGCUCUUCUACUGGCUCGUCGAGGCGGCGCCGGCGGCCGGGCCCAUCGCGCCGCUCGUCCUCUGGCUCAACGGCGGGCCCGGCUGCUCCUCCGUCGGCUACGGCGCCUCCGAGGAGGUCGGCCCCUUCCGCAUCCGCCCCGACGGCAAGACGCUCUACCUCAACAAGAAUUCAUGGAACAAGGCGGCCAAUUUGCUCUUCUUGGAGUCGCCGGCCGGCGUGGGCUUCUCCUACUCCAACACGUCCAUGGAUCUGUACACGGCGGGAGACGCCAAGACAGCACUGGAUGCCUACGCUUUUCUGGUGAACUGGCUGGAGAGAUUCCCUCAGUACAAGUACAGGGAGUUCUACAUUGCUGGAGAGAGCUAUGCAGGGCAUUAUGUUCCCCAGCUGGCCAAGCUCAUAUUCGAAAAGAACAAUGGCACUGCCAAUCCAAUAAUUAACCUCAAAGGAUUUGUGGAAAACUUACUAUUCCUGAAAAUUAAGGUGGGGAAUGCGGUUACGGAUGACUACAAUGACUAUCUUGGCACAUUUGAGUACUGGUGGAGUCAUGGCCUGAUCUCUGACAGCACUUACCACAAUUUGAAGAAGACAUGCUUGUUUGAUUCCUCAGAGCACCCUUCCCCUGAAUGUGUCAAGAACCUGAACCUGGCUAGUUCCGAAGAAGGCAACAUUGACCCUUAUAGCCUGUAUACAAAGCCCUGCAAUAGCUCAGCCUCUCUCAAACUUGGCCUGGGAGGACGCUAUCCUUGGUUGUCCAGAGCUUAUGAUCCUUGCACCGAAAGAUAUUCAAAUAUAUACUACAAUCUGCCAGAAGUGCAGGCGGCGUUACACGCUAACACAACUGGAAUUAAAUACCCUUGGAAAACUUGCAGUGAUAUUGUCGGAUCGUAUUGGGCGGAUUCCCCCAGAUCUAUGCUUCCUAUCUACCAUGAGUUAAUUGCAGCAGGUAUCAAGAUAUGGGUAUUCAGUGGGGAUACAGAUGCUGUUGUUCCUGUAACCGCAACAAGAUAUUCCAUAAGCGCUUUGAAGCUGCCAACGCUGAUGAAUUGGUACCCUUGGUAUGACCAUGGAAAGGUUGGAGGUUGGAGUCAAGUUUACAAAGGACUAACCCUCGUUACCGUAGCAGGCGCAGGGCAUGAGGUACCUCUGCACCGGCCUCGACAAGCACUAAUACUAUUCAGACACUUCUUGAAGGACACACCGAUGCCUACUCAAUAG